CUGUGUGGAUUACACCGGCCAGGAAAGCACAGGAGAGACGGGAGCGCUGCUAUCUGACAGACCUGACAAGUACAGAAGAAGUUUCACACGGUAGUGGGUCGACAGGAAAGUUACCUGGAAUUUUACCUGCCUUUGGGAUAGUAGGAGCGCGUUUUCUUUACAACAAGGACUGACUCCCUCCAGCAGAGAAGCUCAGGAAGCCAUGCUUAUAGACAUCUUCCUCUUGCGGUGAGCUGCCUUGUGGACAGUCAGCAGCAUCAUGGCAGAACUGCCUAUUGCCCCGGGGCAGGUCUACAUUGAGGUGGAGUAUGACUAUGAGUACAAGUCCAAGGACCGUCUCAUUGUCAUCCGCCAGGGAGAAUGCUACAUGCUGGUGAAGAAAACAAACGAGGACUGGUGGCAGGUGAGGAAGGAGGAGGGGACCAAAGCUUUCUACGUACCGGCUCAGUAUGUCCGAGAAGUCCGUAAAGCCCUCAUGCCUCCUCCUAAACCCAUCUCUCAUCCUCCUCCUUCCACUGGAAACACACCACCACACGGUGGGGCCGCACUCUGGGUAAAGCCAACUAAUCUAGACCUGGGACCCUAUGACAGGUCGUCUGAGAACCUUCACAGACGAGAGUCCAAAAAUCAUCGCUCACCUUCUGCACAAACUGCCUCUUCUGGACACUUCAGCCCCCCUAGUCAGCGCAGGGAUAGUAACCACUACCAACCCCCCACCACUCCCACUGACCAUGAACGAGCCCUGGCCGAUAUUCUUGUUCACGGUGGAGGCCCCCAGGCUGCUUUGAAAGGAGGGUCCCUACCCCGAACUAGAGCUCGAUCUCCGGAGCUUUUUAGGGCGCCGCUGGAUGUGGACAGCACCCAACACUGUGACUCUGCAGGGGAAGAAAGACGCACAAACGACUCAGAGUCAGGAGACGAGCUGAGCAGCAGUUCUACUGAACAUCUCCAGACGGUGUCUUCCUCGGGCCAUGGCCGCUCAGAGUCCCCAGUCUACACCAAUCUCCAAGAGCUGAAGAUCACCCAGACCAACCUGCCCCCUGUCCCAUCAGGAUCCCCGCUCCACUCUCUGGGAGACUGGGAGACCUACAAGGACCAGAAUGGCCGGCACUUCUACUACAACCGCUCCACUCAGGAGAGGACCUGGAAGCCGCCCCGAGCCAGGGACACGAGUACCAGUUCCAGAGGAGAGAGCCACAGCACGGGGGAGAGCUCUGAGACCACUCCUCUGUCGCUCUCGCCGUCUUUCCUUCCCUUCCUCUCGCUCUCCAUUGGUCGAUUCCAGCCUCUGUCAUCGGAGGAUACCUGCUUCAGCACCUACUCUAGCCAGUCAGACAGUCAGUACGGCUCCCCGCCGCGCGGCUGGUCGGAGGAGAUGGACGAGUACGGCCACACGCUGUACGUCAGCGACUAUACUAAUGAGAAGUGGUUGAAGCACGUUGAUGAGCAGGGCAGACCGUAUUACUACAGUGCAGAUGGUUCAAGGUCAGAAUGGGAGCUUCCAAAGUACAACCACUCCCCUCCUCAGCCAUCUUUAGACCCUCCUAAGAGUCGCAGUCUGGACAGAAGACAAGUGGAGCCCAUCGUCCUGACAAAGUGGAGACACAGCGCCUACGUACCAGAUCCAAACGACAAGCGGCUGUUAAAAACCAGGCGUUUCCGCUCAGGCUCUGCCCGCCAACACCCAUACAAACACCAAGAUGCUCCUCUGGGCCUCAAACCCCCCUCACCUGACUCUGACUCCUGCCCUUCAUCUCCCAAGCCCCCCACCUCCCCAUCUGAAAAAUGUGGUGUUUUAAAUGUGACUAAGAUCACUGAGAACGGCAAGAAAGUAAGGAAAAACUGGACUUCUUCCUGGACGGUUCUCCAAGGAUCAAUGCUGCUGUUUGCCAAAGGCCAAGGAGGAGGAACAAGCUGGUUUGGAGGCGGUCAGUCUAAACCAGAGUUCACUGUGGACCUGAGGGGCGGCUCUGUGGAGUGGGCUUCAAAGGACAAAUCCAGUAAGAAGCACGUAAUAGAGGUAAAGACUCGUCAGGGAACAGAGCUCCUGAUCCAAUCAGAAAACGAGGGUGUUGUCAACGACUGGUACAGAGCGCUGCAGGACACCAUCAGCACCCAUGCCUGGGAGUCUGAUGAGGCCAUUGAAGAGGACAUGCCUGAGUCGCCUGGUGCAGAGAAACACGACAAGGAGAAAGACCACCGGGACUCAAAGAAAGGACGAGCCAUGAAGAGCUCGACCAGUGUGGACGGCUCCGACAACAAGAAGACCAGACACAAACUGAAGAAGUUCCUGACCCGACGCCCGACGCUGCAGGCUGUUAGAGACAAGGGAUAUAUCAAAGAUCAGGUGUUCGGUUGCAGCCUGUCCAGUUUAUGUCACAGGGAGAGCAGCACGGUGCCGAGCUUCGUCAGGAUGUGCAUCGACCACGUGGAGAACAACGGUCUGUGUGUAGAUGGGCUGUACAGAGUGAGUGGGAACCUGGCUGUCAUACAGAAACUGCGAUUUGCCGUCAACCAUGAUGAGAAGGUGAACCUGGCAGAUGCAAAGUGGGAGGACAUCCAUGUGACCACUGGAGCUUUAAAGAUGUACUUCAGGGAGCUGCCAGAGCCUCUCUUCACCUACGCCCUCUUCCACGACUUUGUCAGCUCCAUCAAACUUGCAGAGUACAAACAUCGAGUUCAGGCCAUCAAAGAGCUGGUGAGACAGCUGCCAAAACCCAACCAUGACACCAUGCAGGCUCUCUUCAAACACCUCAGGAAGGUGAUUGAUCACGGAGAAGAAAACCGCAUGACCACCCAGAGUGUAGCCAUAGUGUUUGGUCCAACGCUACUCCGGCCUGAAACAGAGACCUGGAACAUGGCGGUCCACAUGGUCUACCAGAACCAGAUAGUGGAGCUGAUACUGCUGGAGUAUGAGAACAUUUUUGGCAGGUAGAAAGAUGCCGGAGGAUGAGCUUCUUUUAUUUUUUUCUCCUGACGCAGAGCUCUUCCUAACCCAGCAUGGCCCUGCCUAAAACACAGCCCGGCUUGGCCUGGCAUUGUCCAGCCUUGGCACGGUCCAGCCCAGCCCGGGAGCUGCUUCUUUUUCUUCAUCAUCUCAAAACAUCCUGUGGUCACCGGCUUCUCCAAACCUCGUGGACCAAAGCAUCUAAAAAAACGUCACAACCCAAACAAAAGCAGAAAAAAGCGACCAAAAAGUUUUAGUCUCAUUGCACUUUUCAGUCUUGUUUUCUCCUGCAGCUGUUUAUGUGCCACUUUACUGCAAAGGUGACGUCUUCCUGUCUCAACACUGGAUUCCUAAAAAUAAAUACGGGCCGAACAAGCUUCUAACUACUGCACAGACUGACUGAGACCAAAGGAGCUGCAGAGGAAUAAUGAGCCUCUGCAGCUUUGAUUACAGAGGAGGCGUCAGUAUUGGCUGAGUGGAGGUGGAGGUGCCCCCUGUAUGUACUGUACUGUAUAUUUUAGAACGCACUGGGAGGAAACCAAACUGCUGAGCUUUGCUUUUGGCAUUUAGACACUAAGAGAAGAAAACACAUAGAACAAGGAGAAGAAGGGAGGUCUUUUAUUUAGGAACUUUAUGUUGUAAAAGAAUAUUUUCUGCUUUCUAGACACGUUACUUUUUAUAAAAAAUGUUUUAGUCCUAUUACACCUCUUCAUCCCUCUGAAUCUGCUUUUAGGGCUGGGCGAUAUGGUCCAAAAAUAACUUCUAAAUACUUUUAUAACUGUCUUUUUUUUAAGAGUAUUUUUUGGCCCUUUUUCAGAAAGGACAGAGUCAGAAACUGAGGAGAGAGAGAAGAGAAUGACAUGCAGGACAGAAUGGGCUUGGACCCAGGCCCCGCUUUGGGGACAACAGCCUGCAUACCGAGGGAACACAGGUUAAGGAUGUUUCUCUGCAAAUUCUUUCACAUCUUAAUACCACAAAUUGUAAUUUCGUUUAACUGUCUAGUCUGAAGUUAAGUGCACCUUCUGUAAGCCAACUUCACACUGUAACAGUGCAAUGUUGGUUGUAGAAUCGGGUGCUUAAGUUAGCAGUGCUAGCACUGCAGACCUUCGAUCCUCUUUGUAGGUUAACAUCCACAUUCCUCAUUUAUUCCUCAAUAUGUUAGUUUAACCUGACAAAGCCUCUGUACAACUUUUUCCCUGUUUUCAAGAGCAAAAUAGUGCUAAACCAUGCUGUUCCCACAAGAUGCUAUCAAUGCUAUUAGGGCACUGUUGUUUACAUUGGGUUAUAGAGGGCUGUGGCUGCAAGGCUGUAGAAGUUAAAACAGCCACAGGGGCUGUUACAGUUUAGACAGAGCAUUUAGUCAGAAGUAAACGGCUUGUUAUUCUGGUGCUGACUACCAAGGGAUCUGAAAAUCAAAUGCUAUUGAAGCCUUAUGGUACCGUUAAUACCAAUGCAACAGAAAUAGAAGUCCUGUACAUCCAAUUUUGUGCAAAACUGCAGAAAAACUCCUACACAUCAUCCAAAAACAGUGUCAACACUUUGGUAUGUGUUCUGCUCUAUGUUCUACCAUGUGUUUCAAAAUGAUGAAACCUCCAUAAUUUCAAUGAUCUUAGGUAUCAGACAGUAAUGACAAGUGGGUGAAACAGGCAAGGAAGCCCAUGCUUCUCACCAGUUCCACCCACUUUUCCAAAUGUCACCAGUCUAUUAUUGCAACACAGACAGUGUGUAGGAGUUUGCCUGUCAUUUUUGUUAAUAAAAAACAAUAAAUAAGCCAAUAAUGGGCAUUGAGGAUUUCUGUUUUUGCUGCCAUCUUAUCAAACAAGUUUCAGUAUUGUUUGAAUUUUUUACUACCAGUUAAAUGCCUUCAAAUGAAAUAGAAUAAACAUGAUAUCUCCCCAUUUAGCCUAAUCAUUUCAGAGAGAUUACUUGUGGUUAAUAAGCAUGUUACUGUUAGUGGUUCUCUCUUUGAGCAAUCUUUUUACUCAGCUUUAGGCCUGCCAUCUAUUUGUUUUCUUAUAUCAAAAUCAACAUGAACUAUGUUAGUAUAAAUAUGAUCAUCUCACCUUGUAUCUGAUGUAAAACUGGAUCUGUUGCCCAGCCCUUUAUUCCACCCUAAACACUCCAACCAUGGUCCUCUGAACACAUACAAGCUUAUUGUUAAUCUGUAAUAUAUACUAAAGCACUCCACCUUCUCCAUUUGGCUUUAAGAACAAACCAUCUCGCAGCGGUGAGAAUAUCAACUUAAUAAAUAAAUAAAGGUACUCAUCUGUGUCUUUCCUCGACUUGUGGACAAUAAAUGUUCAGAUAUUUGAACACGACAAUAUCAGUAAAUCUGUACAGUGUUUAUUUGUGUGCAUGUGGACGCGGGGAGGGGGUGGACGGAUGGAUGAAUGGAUUUAUGACAAUGUAUUGUACAAACAGUAAAUAGAAAUAUGUAUGCCUGGAGUGUUAUUAAGAGGGAGAAAUCACUAUUUUGUGAGUGCUGUAAAACUAACAGAUGAGCAGAACAAAAGGAUGGACUAAAGGAUGUGGGGGUUUAUCUGGAUUCAGGUAAACAGAGGACUGUGAAUUUCACUGUUGGCUUUAACAAACUGGAAUAAAGACCUCUAAU
This is a messenger RNA of Cheilinus undulatus (humphead wrasse), 5558 nucleotides long. RefSeq names its product rho GTPase-activating protein 12-like. The transcript is spliced from 19 exons. The coding region runs from base 260 to 2935 and encodes 891 amino acids. Gene Ontology annotation, biological process: regulation of GTPase activity; signal transduction. Lineage: Eukaryota; Metazoa; Chordata; Actinopteri; Labriformes; Labridae. Gene Ontology annotation, molecular function: protein binding. Gene Ontology annotation, cellular component: cytoplasm. The record is from RefSeq and is a predicted model, not a curated record.